UUUUUUUUUUUUUUUCCACGGUUUUUGAAUUUGAGCUUUAUUUUGAAGGUUUGGACCAGAAGUCGUCUUGUCACCCGGCUGACUUGACUGUCUCCUCCGGUCAUGAUGAUGGGGGGGGUCUCCUCUUCUCCACUAACUCAUCAUCGGGGAUUCCUCAUAACAGGCUCAGUUGUGUACAGAUUCAGGUCAGACAGGUUCAUACACAGACACAUCCACGCAAACACACAUACACACACACACACGCACACACCCGUCAUGUUCACCGGGACGCGGACGGAGAGCCGGGGGGACUCGGGGGUCCUGGAUGCUGCGGCUCUGAGGCAGCAGAGGAGGCUGAAACAGGCGAUCCAGUUCCUCCAUAAAGACUCAGCUGAUCUGCUGCCUCUGGAUGGACUGAAGAAGCUCGGGACAUCUAAACAGGGGCAACCACAUCAUAUCCUCCAGAAGCGCCUGCUGGAGGCCAAGUUGUCCCGGGACCAGAUGAACAUGUGUGGAGGGACACCAAACAGCGCAGGGGUCCUUGUGAACUGUACUCAUUUCACCUCGCAUGAGGAGGAAGACGAAGAGCAGGACGAUUUCAUCUAUGUGCCCUGCAAGUGUUUAGGACAGGAGGUCAAUGUGCUGAUCGACACCGGCUGCAAACUGAACCUGAUGUCCUCACUAACUGUGGAGAAAUUGGGUUUGAAAGCUCUGGUUGAGGAAAACAAAAUGGAGACGGAUGGGUUCCCAUUUCAGAGGAAGAUUUGCAUCGACGGACACAUCAGAGAAUUCCGCCUAACCAUCGGGCAUCGCAGAAUAGUGUGCUCCUUUGUCAUCGUAGAAAGUGACAGGCCGCUGAUGUCCCUGGGCAACAAGACAUUAAAGUCACUCAAGUGUGUGAUUGACACUGAAAAGCAGAUGUUGGUGUUUGGGACGACCGUGAGGGAGCAACUUCAGUUUGCCCAAAAAGCCAUUCAAUGAAAGAGACCUGUGGUAACAACAACACACACACAGUGACCAAAAGCAAUACAACCAUUUACUCUUACAACUAGACGCCUCAUUGGGGAACUUCAGAUUUCUUACAAUUACACCAAUUUACACUUUCUCUCUGCCUGUUUGCUGCAUUCAUCCAAACUGACUUCGCUUACACAGCAGUUCCUCAUGUAGCAAUAUGUAGCAUUCUUGUAGCCAAUAGUAAUGUUUUAGCUGUCAUUACAGUAGUAAGUAUCGUGCAGCUAGAAAACAAAUGAUGAACAGAACUUGCAGUAUUUUAAGAUUCUGAUAGAAUUGUGAUUUAUAGCUAUUGUAUGUCAUAAAUAAGUACUGUUCUGCCAGACAUACAGUAGUAUUCUACGUUAAUAGUUGGAAAUCUUGGCGAUCAAAGGUUGGAGGAUUUUAUUGUCAAGUGGAGCUGAAAUCUUAGCACAAUCUAUUGCAUACAACUGUUUAUCUACUGUAUUUUGUAAUGUUGUAAAUGUAUUUUCUAGUCCAAAAACAGGUAUUUGCAUUGAGGUCACUGCCUUUAUAUGUUUACAAAAGGAUAGUGGCACUUGUGAUGUUUGAUCAGGAUGGGACUGUAGCAAGGUGCAGCGCUGAAUAUCAAAUAAAAUCCCAAAUGAUUUGAAAGUUU
This is a messenger RNA of Etheostoma spectabile (orangethroat darter), 1609 nucleotides long. RefSeq names its product nuclear receptor-interacting protein 3. Gene Ontology annotation, biological process: proteolysis. The transcript has 7 exons. The record is from RefSeq and is a predicted model, not a curated record. Lineage: Eukaryota; Metazoa; Chordata; Actinopteri; Perciformes; Percidae. Gene Ontology annotation, molecular function: aspartic-type endopeptidase activity. Bases 103 to 960 code for a protein of 285 amino acids.